UGACAUCAAAUGGCGGUCGUGUUGUUGUUUUCAACGAGAAUUCAACGUCGCACUUUGUCCUGACGCACAGUCGCGAGUUUCGCGAUCGCCAAAAAUCCGUAAAAGCAAAUUUUCUCGGCUUGGAGGUAAUUGGGCCGAGCUUGGGUCCAGCUUGAAGGCCCCCAGCGCCUAUGGCGUUACCGCGGUUGCGACUGCAUCCUACUCGCCAGGUAGUAAUGCGCCCGGCGCGCACUACGAGAGCUUUGCUCGCUCGUUCGUCGCGUCCGAGCUCUUAGUAGCGCGGUUACACAUCUCCCUUCUGCUUCUAAAACUCUCGAAGGAAAUCUGAAAGCGUCGUCGGGGCGACAACAUCGUACAACGAGGCUCAGUUUCCGCAAACUUGUUCAAAUUGCUUGUGCAGGGCGACUAAUAACUCUUCCCGGGUGACCGCUGUAGCCGUUUCGUCGUCAAAUCUCUCCUCUAGUUGGGAAGCGAGAAAAAGAAGAAAACAUGGCUAGCGGCGGCAUCUCAAGAUCGGGUCGUGUUCGCAAGAAGUCGGCCAAGUUAAUGGAAAUGGAAGAUUGGGACGCUUUCGACCUCAACGACGCACCUUCGAAAGCCAAGAAGAGACCGCGGUCGCCAGACCCGCUGUCCGAGCCGCCGGAGAAGAAAGUGGCGCCCAUCAAGAUCGCCAAGGCUGCGGCUUCCAAGGCGUCGGCGGUGAGCCCCGUCAAGGCGAGGGCCGUGGAUGGGGUGAUACACUUGAAGAACCUGCAGAACAUCCAGGAGUCCGGCUACCUGAACGUUCCGACGGCCUCCAAGGCAGUUCCUGUGGCGCAGCACCAGCCCUUGUAUGGUUCCGGCAAUGUCGCUGACGAUUCAUCGAGUUCGUCAUCGGAGUCCAGCGAGACCAGCUCGGACGAGGAGUCGGAUUCAGACGAUUCCAUGGAGUACGCUCGGCCGCUGCCACACAUGCAGAUGCAGCAGAAGGGCAAGAAGCCGACUUUCCAGAUGCUUCCGCAGGCUAAGACGGUGGCAGCUGGUAAUGCUGAUUUCGAAACCAGUCAGCAAGCGAGACAACGAGCCAUGCACCACAUGGAGCCCAGAGCCGACAUGAUUAACGUCGAGGAAAGUGACGAUGAUGAUGACGACGACGAUGAUGACGAUGACGACGACGACGAUGAUGACACGCGCGACUCGCACUUGGUGAUUGCAGAAGAUGAGCGACGUCCACCACCGAAACGUGGUGGGGCGGCACCCGCAAGGAGCAAGCCAAGCGCUGCGCCCAAAUCUAAGGCCAGCCGCCCCAGCAAGAAGACGACCAACGACGAUCCAGAGUAUGAGGAACCCGCUCCUAAAAAGAGCACCAAGAAAGCUGCCACGCCUAAGGCACCAGCCGCAUCCAAGAAGGCACCUCCCAAAGAGAAAGCCAAGCCAAGGCCCAUGACAGCAUACAUGUUGUGGUGUCAAGAAUACCGCCGCAAGAUAGUCAGAGACAACCCGGACCUUGACUUUGUCUCCAUAAGCAAGAAGCUUGGUGAAGCUUGGAAGAUGCUGCCAGAGAAAGAGAAAAUCGGAUGGCGCCGCAAGGCCAAGGUUCCAGCCAGCAAAGGUUCAAUGCUUAUCAGUACGGGACGGCCUUCAAACACAACGGCGUCGACACCAGCCACGGCCAGCACUCCUUCCACAGCCCCUGCAGCCGCCCCCCACGGACGGACCUCGGCCGGAGCCACAAAAGUGGCCGCCGCUGCAGCAGCUGUGACGCCAGCUACGACACUGGUUUCGGCUCAGGAGGAUGCCAGGGCUAUGGCCUCUACGGGUGAGGGCCCGCGGUCUCUCGGCAUCGGCCCAGUUGACGUGGCCGCCCACCUGAAGCUCUUGGGCGAAUCGCUGAGCACCAUCGGGCAGCGACUGACUGAGCACGAGGGCCAGAUAGCGGUGUCCGGAAGUCUCUCCGUGUUGCUCGACUCGACGCUUUGUGCCCUGGGUCCUCUCCUGUGUCUGACGGCCGUCGGAAAGGAGAUGAACGGCUGCUCGAAAGAGACGCUCACCAGAAUUCUCAACAAUAUCGCCUACGUCAUGCCUGGCCUCUGAAACUGCUUCCCGUGCCAAACUGAUAUGGUUACCACCUCACUCCACAAAGUGGCACCUCCCUCUCACGUAACGCGAUGUAGACUCUGCGUGAAGUCUGCAAGAGUGCGGACUUGUACGGGUCUCGUAUGAUCCAACCAAAACGGCCAAAUUCUCGCAAUAGAGCCGUAAAGCAAAGUGGCUCCUUCCUCUCACGCAAUGUGAUGAAGACUCUGUGUGAAGUCUCCGAGAACGCGAACUUGUACGCGUCUCGUCUGACCCAACCAAGACCGCCUAAUUCUCACAAUAGAGUCGUAAAGCAAAGUGGCACCUCCCCCUCACGCAAUGUGAUGUAGACUCUGUGUGAAGUCUGCAAGAACGCGAAAUCGUGCACGUCUCGUCCGACCCAACCAAGACGGCCAAAUUCUCACAAUAGAGUCGUAAAACGGAAGUCGCCACAUUGAGCUUGUGCCGUCAUUCCCGGUGCACCAAGUUUCUACACAACAUUUGUGACUCCGUAAGACGCGUAUCUCAGAUUCGGCAGUGCUGGUACUGGGGGGCUCAUUCAUGUUGUCAAGGGCCAGGUCAGGCCCUUAGAAUGCCCGAGAACCAAACUUUGCUUAUGAUCUACUUGGUGCGACGAGACUUAUCGAAACAUUCUAGUUUUUCUGUUGCCCCCAAAUGCAGAACGAGGCUUACAUGUCGAUAGCAUCUGCAUCUGAAUGAGUUCCGAUUGCAAAUUGAAAUGUAUGCUGAAAUGAAAAUUGAAAAUGAAAGAAUUGGAAAUGUAUGCUGCAGUAGGGUGAGAACACUGGCGGAAUGCGCAUACACAGCACUUUUAUGAACUUCCUUCGUGCUCCGCACAUGGGACAGCCCAUGCAAUGUCUUGUGUGUCGUAACGGGGCAUUGCACAUUUUAUUUUAUUGCAUGAUACUUCAGCUUACGGAAAGUUUGAUGUCCAGUUUUUAUGUUAUUACUGAACUGCUCACCUGGACGUAGUAAAAUGGACUCAUCAUACCCCUUCAUGUUGUUUCUUGAUGUGCUGAUGGCAUCCUGUGAUGUGAAAUAAAGUGGGAUAAAAGUGAAUAAUCAGAGACCAUGACUGCCAAAUUGUAUUCAACUCGCUCCUUUGAAAACCAUUUAACUAGAAUGUUGACAAUGCCCCAUGUGCAUAGUGCUUGCUAUCAAACUCCUCACAUUUAUUUUUCCUUAGAGGGACACUAAAGUGACACAGUGGUACUUGCCUACCAUUGUUUAACAAGCCCAAAAAAAAGCGUUUUGAAAUUUUCUUCAUAAACUCGAGGAUUACUCUGAAUUCACAAAAUAUUGUCAUGGAAGUGAGAAUACCCGAAAUAAAGAAAGAAGGAAAGA
Messenger RNA from Rhipicephalus microplus (southern cattle tick), 3420 nucleotides. RefSeq lists its product as uncharacterized. The record is from RefSeq and is a predicted model, not a curated record. Lineage: Eukaryota; Metazoa; Arthropoda; Arachnida; Ixodida; Ixodidae.